AUGUACAGCACGCCACGACCACCUCCGGAUGCUACGAGACGACGCAGUCCCUUGGGCUUCGGACAGAGAGGCGACCUCAACGACUCGUUGAUCGACCUCGACGACAACAUCGAGUGCGUCAAUCAACCUGAUUCUUCGACACACGUGGCCAACGUUGAAGCACCACGCGGGUACCGCUUCAAAUUGCCAGUGUUCAGUAAGAGUCAGCCACAACUUUGGUUCUAUCAGGCCGACUCCGUCUUCGAGGCCUACCGUGUUACGGGUGACGUCGACAAAUUCCACCUCGUGGUAAGCCACCUCAGCCCAGACGUCCUGCAGGAGAUUCCUGACAUCCUGGAAAAUCCCCCAGCAACAGAUAAGUACAAAUACCUCAAACAAGAGCUUCUGAAACGGAUCACCGACUCUCCCGACCGACAGCUAGAAAAGGCCCUGUCAGAGGUACAGCUGGGGAGUCAGAAGCCUUCACAGUUACUCCGUCAGCUACAAUUGCUGGCUGGCAACAGAGCCACAGAGGACACUCUACGGGUCAAAUGGCUGUCACUGUUGCCUGCUGACGUGAGGAGGAUCCUCAAGAUCACCAAGACGUUGCCAUUGAAGGACCUGGCCGUCGCCGCUGACGAUCUGCUGGAGGAGUCCUCGAGAACAACCGUCAUGGCUGUUUCCAGCCAUGCGAGGCCACCCGUCCAGCAACACACGAGCUCAGUGGCCUCAGAACUUACUGAGCUGCGACUAGCGAUGACCCAGCUGAUCACCCUGAACCAGAGCAUGGCCAAGUCCAUCGAGAGGCUAGGUCAUGCCGUCAACAGAGGCAGGUCCAGGUCACGUCACCCCUCUACUUCGCGACCAAACUCGCCAGCUCCAGGAGGUAUGUGCAUGUACCACGCAAGGUUUGGAGAUGAGGCACGUAAGUGUCACAAACCUUGUAACUUCGUUUCCUCCACCUAUGGUCAACUAUCGAGCCGGGGAAACUAA
Molecule: messenger RNA, 972 nt
Organism: Diachasmimorpha longicaudata
Lineage: Eukaryota; Metazoa; Arthropoda; Insecta; Hymenoptera; Braconidae
Exons: 1
Coding region: 1-972 (323 amino acids)
Source: RefSeq, a predicted model, not a curated record